Micromonas pusilla CCMP1545 is the source of this 741-nucleotide messenger RNA. RefSeq lists its product as uncharacterized. NCBI's taxonomy places the organism in Eukaryota, Viridiplantae, Chlorophyta, Mamiellophyceae, Mamiellales, Mamiellaceae. The annotation marks the transcript as partial. The record is from RefSeq and is a predicted model, not a curated record. The transcript has a single exon. Gene Ontology annotation, biological process: fatty acid biosynthetic process. Gene Ontology annotation, molecular function: fatty acid synthase activity.
GAGCUCGCGCUAAUGGAUGCGCAACAACGUACAUUGUUGCACGUAACGGCUGAUGCAUUACGUACAUCGUCAGCAAGCGUUGACCACGGUGGACUACUUGGUAAGAAGCGAACAUCGGUUAGUGGUGGUGGGUUUCCAGUCGGUGUAUAUGUAGCUAUUUCAAGUAUGGACCACCAGAAGUUGCUCGAACGUCGCAGAGCACCAAUAUCGCCCUUCACUGCUACAGGGGGUGCGCUCAGUGUUGCUGCGGGUCGCGUCGCUUUUAUACAUGGGCUUAUAGGCGCUGCUGUUGCUAUCGAUACUGCAUGUUCCUCAUCUUUGGUCGCGAUACAAGUUGCUGCCACGAACAGCAGAGUAAGUCAGCACGCUGCACUUGUCGCAGGCAUCAACCUCAUACAAGUGCCCGAAACGACCGUGAUGUUUAUUCGCGCGGGAAUGAUAGCCCCAGAUGGUCGAUGUAAGACACUUGACGUAAGUGCGAAUGGAUACAGCAGAGGUGAGGGUGUGGGAGCAUUGGGUUUGGUCGACUCGAUAACGGCAACAGCAAUUGAACGCGUAAUAAUAGCUGCUACUGCAAUUGUUGGGACAUGUGUCAACCAAGAUGGUAGAUCUAGUUCGCUCACCGUACCAAAUGGCCCAUCACAACAAGCAGUGGUACGAGGCGCACUCAACGCAACUGCAGAAUCGUCAACAAGAAAAAAUGGCAUUGUUAAUGCGAUACACUUACACGGCACUGGGACG